AUGAUCUUUGGCCCGCCGAACCAUGUAAAUCCUCUUGGGAAAGGUCUACGAGCGUUUUCUGCCGUUCCAGCACACGAGAAGAUAUUCAAAGUCACGAAUGCGGCCAAGUUCCUUGCUGCUGCUGGCACCACGUAUUCCAUACCCAAACUGCAUGGCCUACCGGAGGUCAUCGUCGCAGGACGUGCAAAUGUCGGGAAAUCGACUUUGCUUAAUGCCGUCCUUGGACGCCGAGACCUCGUUCACACCAGCAGUAAACCGGGCCGUACACAAUCAUUGAACUUCUAUCGAGUUGGGCCCACGUUCGGACCGGGGAAGCUUGUGGUUGUCGAUGCCCCUGGAUACGGCGCCCGCGGAAGGCCUGAGUGGGGCGAAAUCUUCGACUACUAUAUCGAUCACAGGGAGCAGCUACGGCGUAUAUAUAUCCUUCUCAACGCCAAGCACGGUCUCAACGAGAUGGACCGAAUGAUGCUUGAGUCUCUCAACGCGAAGACGCAUGCAAAUGCAGGCACUCGUUUUUCCCUGCAAGCAAUCGUCACGAAGGUGGAUGCUAUCCCCUUGGAAGACGUCAAACCGACGCUUGCGAAGAUACGGCAGGGCAUAUGGGAGGCGGCCCCCUUGUGCUUACCGGCUAUAGUAACCACUGCAGCUAAACAUCCCUACAUUGGGAUCGAUGCUGUUAGAAAAUCCAUUGUCGAAGCUUGUGGGCUACAGCCGAAAGUAUAGAACGCGU
Messenger RNA from Punctularia strigosozonata HHB-11173 SS5, 730 nucleotides. Its product is annotated as P-loop containing nucleoside triphosphate hydrolase protein. The record is from RefSeq and is a predicted model, not a curated record. Gene Ontology annotation, molecular function: GTP binding. The coding region runs from base 1 to 723 and encodes 240 amino acids. The transcript has 5 exons. Gene Ontology annotation, cellular component: mitochondrion. NCBI's taxonomy places the organism in Eukaryota, Fungi, Basidiomycota, Agaricomycetes, Corticiales, Punctulariaceae.